AUGCCUGAACAAAAUGAGGAGCCUGUAAUAAAGGAGAGGAAGCAGUGGAAAUGGAAAAUUUUGAUGCAUACAAAGGAGAUGGUACAGAAGAUGAAUCUUGAAGUUAUUUAUGGAGAUACAGAUUCAAUUAUGAUAAACACCAACAGCACUGAUCUGGAAGAAGUAUAUAAAUUGGGAAACAAGGUAAAAAGUGAAGUGAACAAGUUGUACAAACUGCUUGAAAUAGACAUUGAUGGUGUUUUCAAGUCUCUGCUACUGCUGAAGAAAAAGAAGUAUGGUGCUCUGGUUGUUGAGCCAACGUCGGAUGGGAAUUACUCCACCAAACAGGAGCUGAAAGGGUUAGAUAUAGUUAGAAGAGAUUGGUGUGAUCUUGCUAAAGAAACUGGAAACUUUGUCAUUGGCCAGAUUCUUUCUGAUCAAAGCCGAGACACUAUAGUGGAAAACAUUCAGAAGAGGUUAAUAGAAAUUGGAGAAAAUGUGCUAAAUGGCAGUGUCCCAGUGAGCCAGUUUGAAAUUAACAAGGCAUUGACAAAGGAUCCCCAGGAUUACCCUGAUAAAAAAAGCCUACCUCAUGUACAUGUUGCCCUCUGGAUGAAUUCUCAAGGGGGCAGAAAGGUGAAAGCUGGAGAUACCGUGUCAUAUGUCAUCUGUCAGGAUGGGUCAAACCUCACUGCGAGUCAGAGGGCCUAUGCACCUGAGCAGCUACAGAAACAGGACAAUUUAACCAUUGAUACCCAGUACUACCUGGCUCAGCAGAUCCACCCAGUCGUGGCUCGGAUCUGUGAGCCAAUAGAUGGAAUUGAUGCUGUCCUCAUUGCAACAUGGUUAGGUACGGACUCGAUCCCACCCAGUUUAGAGUUCAUCAUUAUCAUAAGGAUGAGGAGAAUGAUGCCCUCCUUGGUGGCCCAGCCCAGCUCACUGAUGAGGAGAAAUACAGGGACUGUGAAAAAUUCAAGUGCCCAUGCCCUACAUGUGGAACAGAGAAUAUUUACGAUAGUGUCUUGGACAGUUCGGGAACUGACAUGGAGCCCAGCUUGUAUCGCUGCAGUAACAUUGAUUGUAAGGCUUCACCUUUGACCUUUAUGGUACAG
Molecule: messenger RNA, 1091 nt
Organism: Odobenus rosmarus divergens (Pacific walrus)
Lineage: Eukaryota; Metazoa; Chordata; Mammalia; Carnivora; Odobenidae
Product: DNA polymerase alpha catalytic subunit-like
Exons: 10
Coding region: 1-1077 (358 amino acids)
Biological process (GO): leading strand elongation; mitotic DNA replication initiation; lagging strand elongation
Cellular component (GO): alpha DNA polymerase:primase complex
Molecular function (GO): chromatin binding; purine nucleotide binding; DNA-directed DNA polymerase activity
Source: RefSeq, a predicted model, not a curated record